AACACGAAAAUUACAUCGUGUGGAAAAAAAAUCAUCGUUUCUUUUCUACGAUAGCACACACGCAUUCAGUUGUAAUUAAUAGCUGUAUAUAAUAUCAUAUUUUUUUACCAUCGGCUGUGGUGGUUACGUUUGGUGGUCAAGUCAUUAUUUUUUCUCUGGUAAUAAGAUACUAUCCGAUGCAUCUUUUUGACAGGAAAUUCCAAGAUCUGUUGCGCGGCAGGACCGUUCUAGAAAAAUGGAUAAUUAUCUUUGCCGCCGUUCUGUCCUGUGCUUUUUUGGUGCUGGCAGUCAUGAAAAUUCGAGGUAUUGGUAUAUUUGCUGUCAAGAGUACGACGUGUACAAGCGAUGAAUGUCUAAUUUCAGCUAGUACUAUUACGAGAUCCAUGAAUGUGGCCGUUGAACCUUGCGACGACUUUUACGAAUUUGCGUGUGGAAAAUACAUUGAAGAGCUGGAACCUGAUAAACCCACUAAUUGGUUUAAUGAAAAAACAAAAAACAUUUCUGAGGAAAUAACAAAGAUCUUAGAAGAAAUGGAUCGUACAAAAGAUCUGCGGUCCCUAAAAAAAGCGAGACGUUUAUAUAAAUCGUGUUUGGAUACAGAUACAUUAAACGAUAUAGGAUAUGAACCGGUGUUCAAGAUCCUAGAUAUGGUUGGUCUGCCGCGAAAAUUUCCAGAUUUUACGGCCGCCAGAUACGUCAACGGGGUCCGGUUCAAUGUGGCACGAACCUUAGGGCUGAUCCAGCGAUACCUCGGAAUGGAUAUCAUGGUGCAGUUAAGCAUGGAAGCGAACCCAAAAAACAACCUAACGACCAUGACUGUUGGGCCUGUGUCGGCUUAUACUUCAAAAUUACCAGAACCGUUGUACGACUAUCACCGCCCUAAAAAAAUUGGUCAACAGCGUCCAUUUGACAUCCGCACCAUCUUCGAUGAUGAGGAAUUUAACAAAAAAAUUGCGAUGGCCAAAGUCGAGUACAUGAUGAAGAUCAUCAUAUCUAUGUUCCCCGAAGAAUUAUUCAACACCACUGCGUUGGCUAGGUUUUGCGUAAUAGUCCUCACUUUUGAAGCGAACUUAUUGAAGAAAGACGUAGACUACGAAAAAAAAGGAGAAGAAUUCACAACCGGAGGCCUAAGGGAUUACAUGUACUCAAAUACGACAGACACAUUUGGAGACAAUUUGUUUGACUGGCAAUCGUUUGUGGAUCAUUUUACCACGGACACAAAUGUUACAUGGACGAUGAGCGAUACAAUAUUAGUUCGGAAUCCGGAAUAUUUUUUGGAACUCCAAUCGAAAUUAAUAGACACUCCUCUAGAAGAAAUUCAACAAUUUCUUUGGUGGAGAGUUGUGGAAUCUCUAGCUAUUCACACUACUACUACAAUGAUACAGCUAAGAGAAAAAUUUUUUGAUGUCAUACUACCGUCGCCGAAAAGAUUGACCAGACAGGAAUUUUGUACAACAGUAACUAAGUCUAUCUUAAAAUAUCCCGUGGCUUAUGAGUUCUAUUCUCGCCAUGAUCUGAAAGAUACUACAAAGAAGGUCUUUGAAAUGAUCAGUCAACUGCAAUAUGUAUUCAAAAAUAUGAUCAGUGAAUCCGAUUGGAUGGACGAGGAGACUAAACGCGCUAUUUUUAUUAAGUUGGAUGCCUUGAAAGUUGGAGUCGGUUAUCCAAAAAUAUUCGAGACGCCGGACCUGUUGGACAAACAAUUCGACUACGUCAAAAUCAUAGAAAACGAGUAUCUUCAAACCAUUGUAAACAUCAAUGUCGAGGAACUCAUUAUGACACUGGACCAGUUGGGCAAACCAGAAAAUAAUGCCCCUAAGCAAAUCAUGACAGACCCAUUGGAAGUUAACGCAUUUUACAACAGAUUGGAGAAUUCCAUUAAUAUUCCAGCUGGGAUUCUACGGGUACCGUUUUUCAACAAAGGAGUCGAUGUCGUAAACUACGGUGCCAUUGGUUCGAUCAUCGGACAUGAAAUCACGCAUGGAUUCGAUAUCGAAGGUAAAAAUUACGACUCCCAUGGUCAUAAGUCGCCACAAUGGACGUUGAACGCUGAGCGAGAGUACUUGUUUCGGGCACUGUGUUUCGUCAAUCAAUACGAUAAGUUCAAGAUAGGCUCAAAUAUCCAAUUAAACGGUACGCACACUCUUGGAGAAAACAUGGCCGAUAAUGUAGGACUGAAGCAGUCGUGGAAGGCGUAUAAAUCAAAUAACAUCGGCGAAGGCUUCCAUCUACCAGGGCUCACUGAAUACUCUAACGACCAACUAUUCUUCUUGUCCUACGCAAAUGUGUGGUGCCGAAAGCCAAACAAAAAGAACGACGAACAGAUCACGUAUAUAAUCAACGAUGAGCACAGUCCCAGUACCGCUCGGGUGUUAGGUUCGUUGAGAAACAGCCCCGAGUUUUCAGAAGCUUGGAAAUGUCCAGCCGGAAGUCCUAUGAAUCCUUCCUAUAAAUGCUCCAUGUGGUGAAUGCUAAAAACUACACCAUCGACGUCCGCUAUCCACGUACUCGAUUAUUAUUAUUAUAAUUAUUAUUGUUAUUAUUUUAAUUGUCCGCGCGCUUUGUGUAAUAUAUGAUAAUCUUAUUUUUAUCUUUUUAUAAUAAAAGUGAUACGAUAUUA
This is a messenger RNA of Rhopalosiphum maidis (corn leaf aphid), 2620 nucleotides long. Its product is annotated as endothelin-converting enzyme 2-like. Lineage: Eukaryota; Metazoa; Arthropoda; Insecta; Hemiptera; Aphididae. The transcript has 18 exons. Gene Ontology annotation, molecular function: metalloendopeptidase activity. Gene Ontology annotation, biological process: protein processing. Bases 177 to 2468 code for a protein of 763 amino acids. Gene Ontology annotation, cellular component: plasma membrane. The record is from RefSeq and is a predicted model, not a curated record.